AUCUCCGAUGAGCGUGACAUCAAAUCUGUGCCAGAGGGGUUUUUUUUUUUUUUUAAUUAACAAUAAGUCGGUUGUGAAGAAGUUUUAUGGUGCCAAUCCAAAGGGAUACUAGGGAGAAUAUCAGUGCGCAUUUGUAAUGCAUUAUGGAAGAGUGAUUUUUGUUACGGGUAGAAUGUGGUAUCAAUAGGGGGUUCAUGUCUUAAUAGUUAGCCGAGUGGUGAGAAAUGAGGAUUAAUGCAAUCAAUAAUCGAUAUAUUUGCUUCUCCAGCUGCGGGGUACGAUAUGCAUCCCAACCGGAAAGCGGGGAUGCGAUAGAUCAGAUCGAUUCAACCUCGCUCUUCUUUCAUUUUUCUCCUCUCCCAUCCCUAUCCUCACCUUCAAGUCAACCUAGAAAAUGUCCACAAACAUCCUCUCCUCCCUGCCCUGCUCCCUCCCCCAAACCAACAUCCCAUCCGACAUCGACGCGCCAGGCGUAGCAAGCGCAUACUCGCAUCGUCUUCACGCCCUGACACCAACCGACUUCACCCCCGACGCAAUAUGGCGCGACUCAUUCGCGCUAACAGGAACCCUGCGAACAUUCUACUCCGCCUCCGUCCCCGCCGCAUGGCGCACCCGAUGCAGCACCCGCCAAGCGCAGGGCUUCCGACUCAACCACGAACUGGCGCGCGUUAAUCGCCCCGUUCCCGGGAUCGGGUGGAUCGACGUCCCAUUUGUCUUUGAGACGGCUGCUGAUCUCCCGCUUGCGUGUGCGGGUUUCGUAUCGUUGGUGCCCGGGCAGAAUGGGAGCUGGAAGGUGUGGAUGCUGCGGACGGUUUUGGAUCAGGUGCUGGGGUGGGAUGUUGAUCAUAUGCCGGAGGAGGUGGAGGUUUCCGCGGAGAGGGAGGGAUAUGUGGAUUGUGUUGUUGCUCUGGGAGUGAGUUAUGUGAUCGUGGAUAAGAAUGAAGAGGUGGGUGGGUGUUGGUUGGGGAGAUACGAUUCGACCAAGUUACAUCUGAGUCGACCAUUCUCUCAACUCCCAUUCGACCGCGCAUUCCCAGAAAACUAUCCAGAUAAGCUGUCCAAGUAUGACCUAGCAAGAGGAUAUAAAGACUGGGCGGACAGAUAUUCCAUCAACAUCUGGCAAUCAACAACGUUAACAUCCGGCACCUGGAACGAAAACGAAAAGAAAUGGACUCUCCAUCUAAGACAGCCAAAUGCACGCAAAACUAUCCAAUGCGCGUUUGUCGUCAUGGCCACUGGAGGGGGAGCGCAGAAACCAAUCAUGCCGCAUUAUCCAGGCGAGGAUAUCUUCGAAGGAGCGAUUAUACAUUCGGCAGAAUAUAAGAAUCCACUUCCGUGGAAGGGGAAGCAUGGUGUUAUUGUUGGGUCGGCGAAUACAGCCCACGACGUAGCAGAAGACAUGCUCAACGCAGAACUGAAAUCCGUCACGAUGAUUCAACGCAGCAGAACUUAUGUCAUGCCCCAAGAAUAUUUCAACGACCGCCUAUCCACGCUAUACAACGACACCGUCCCAACAGCCACGGCAGACCGGAUCUUCUACUCCAACCCCCUCGUAGUCAGCCGUCUGCUCGCAAAAGCCAACAACGACAAACAAGCAGCCGCCGAACCGGACCGCUUCGACAGCUUGGAACGAGCCGGGUUUAAAGUCGACAGAUAUGGGGAUAUGAUUUCGAUUCUGCAUGAGCGGUUUGGGGGACAUUAUGUGGAUAUUGGGACUUCGGCGAAGAUUGCCGGGGGUUUGAUCAAGAUGAAGUCGGAUAGUCUUCCUGGUUCGUAUACGAAGAAGGGUAUACUGUUUGCCGACGGAACGGAACUCCCUGCUGAUCUAGUUGUCUUUGCUACCGGGUUUAAUGGGAACUUGCGAGAUGGUGUCCGGGAUAUAUUUGGCGAUGAAGUGUACAAUUCGGUCGAUGACUACUGGGGAUUAGAUGGACAGGGUGAGGUUAAAGGGGCUUACAAACCGACUGGACAUCCUGGAUUAUUUUACAUUGGAGGAAAAACUGGGCACGCACGGUAUUACUCUCGAUUCGUGGCAUUGCAGAUAAAAGCUGCUGUCUUGGGAAUACCACUUCCAGUGUAUAACGAUACACCAGGAGAAAAAAAAAAAAAAAAAUUGGUAUAAUUAACUAGUCCGAUAUUAUGUUAUAUAGCCGUUCAUUCAUAUCUAUGUCUGUCUCAUUUGAGCGGUUUCUGCGCUGUGGCAAACGAACUAUUCAAUGUUAGCUUCAUCCACUAGAAAAUAAAUCGAUAAACUCACCAAUGCGUAUAAACAUGCAUCUUAUUCUCUUUAAUCUCCG
Messenger RNA from Aspergillus wentii DTO 134E9, 2297 nucleotides. RefSeq lists its product as uncharacterized. Lineage: Eukaryota; Fungi; Ascomycota; Eurotiomycetes; Eurotiales; Aspergillaceae. Gene Ontology annotation, molecular function: flavin adenine dinucleotide binding; monooxygenase activity. The coding region runs from base 395 to 2122 and encodes 575 amino acids. The record is from RefSeq and is a predicted model, not a curated record. The transcript has 9 exons.